Oncorhynchus masou masou (cherry salmon) is the source of this 1648-nucleotide messenger RNA. Its product is annotated as G-box-binding factor-like. The record is from RefSeq and is a predicted model, not a curated record. Bases 85 to 1170 code for a protein of 361 amino acids. The transcript has 5 exons. NCBI's taxonomy places the organism in Eukaryota, Metazoa, Chordata, Actinopteri, Salmoniformes, Salmonidae. Gene Ontology annotation, molecular function: protein binding.
UGAACUAAAGAGGACUGCACAAGUUGAAUGUUCACACAACUUUCAGUACACUACAAGCUGAAGUAUAGGCUAUCCAGUUGAAGAAUGGGGGGACUGACUCUGACCCUGCUGCUGCUGUGUCUGUCUGGGACUCUCAGUGAAGAUGCUGGAGAAGACAACCUCAAUGACAUCAUGGUACAGAUUCAGCCUGAACAGGGACAGGACAUAGAGAAUGAAUACAAGACUCACAACCAACACUCUGAACAGGAACAGGACAUAGAGAAUGAAUACAAGACUCACAACCAACACUCUGAACAGGGACAGGACAUAGAGAAUGAAUACAAGACUCACAACCAACACUCUGAACAGGAACAGGACAUAGAGAAUGAAUACAAGACUCACAACCAACACUCUGAACAGGGACAGGACAUAGAGAAUGAAUACAAGACUCACAACCAACACUCUGAACAGGAACAGGACAUAGAGAAUGAAUACAAGACUCACAACCAACACUCUGAACAGGGACAGGACAUAGAAAGUGAAGUUAUUUUCAAACAGAAUCAAGCACCAUCCCUAGCAGAGACAAACGUUCAAGCAGCCCAGCUCAGAGUCAUGGAGACCAAGCUGAGCACCAGUGAGAGCCUGAUGAAGAGCAUGAAGAGAGAGAAUGAAGUACAGGAGAGGAAGCUUCAAGUAUUGUCAUUUAGAGUCGACGCCACUGAGUUCAGAGUGGAGCAACAGCAAAUCCUGCUGGAUGAACUGAGGAGACAGAGUGAAGACGGACCAAAGAUUGCUUUUACGGCAGCACUAGGAGGAGAUGGCCAUACACCGCCCUCUGAGAGAGAGACCAACUUGGCAUUCAGCAAUGUCUUCACAAACGUUGGCAAUGCUUACAACCCUGGAUCAGGUGUCUUCAAUACGCCAGUGAAAGGAGUCUACUACUUCAGCUUCUCAUCAUUUGCCAGUAGCCAGCACAACGUCUGUGUAAGUCUGUUUAAGAAUAAUGUGCGCAUGUUGUCUGCGUGUGAUCAUCAUACAGAGCAUGAUAGCUCUGAUAGUUCUGGUAAUGGAGGGACACUACAUCUAGAACAGGGAGACCAUGUCUACAUGACUCUUCAUGCUCAUUCACACAUAUUUGCAGACUUCCACAACCGCAGCACAUUCAGGGGCUUCCUGCUUUUCAGAACAUAAGGAUAAAUCCCAUGAAAAUAAAAAUGUAAUGUGUUUCAAAUGGCACACUAUUCCAUAUAUAGUGCACUACUUUUGACCAGGACCCAUAUAUCUCUGGGAAAAAGUAGUGCUCUAUAUUGGGAUUAGGUUGCCAUUUGGGAUUUAGCCAUACUGUAUGUCAGCACAUUUCCAUGGGUAAAAUACAAUGUUCAAAUUAGUAGAACUAAAAAUAAAUGACACAUUUUGUCUGAAAAUAACUAUUCUACAAUAAGAGUUUGUUUGUGAAAGUAGUGUGAUAUAAAACAAAAUGUUUUGACUCUGUCCAAACUCUUUCUGAGAAAUGCUCUGUAAUGUUUUAAAGGAACUGAUUAAUGGAAAAUGAACACAUUUGAGAGAUUGCCAAAUGAUUCCAGAGUUAGCAUAGGAAUGUUGUGUGACAUAAAAUAUGGAUUUUAACUCGAAAUAUGAUGGAAUAAACCUGAGAUAUUGUCAAAUCAAA